Acanthoscelides obtectus is the source of this 2014-nucleotide messenger RNA. NCBI's taxonomy places the organism in Eukaryota, Metazoa, Arthropoda, Insecta, Coleoptera, Chrysomelidae. The record is from the annotation of a GenBank genome assembly.
GAUGAAUUGUAUCGGUAACCAGUAAUUUUCCAAUUGAUAUUGAAACAACGUAUUGACGCUGGACAUGGCGUUGACCAAUUUCAGCGGUGUAAGCUCAUUGCCUACAAACUAUGAGUAUUUUGCAUCUGGUGGUGCUAAGAAUGGCCUUUCGGUCAAUGGCUCCACAAUGAGACUAAAUGAUAAAGAGGUGUUCAUCUAUAGCGGGGCCAUGCAUUACUUUCGUGUACCUAGGCCCUACUGGCGAGACAGGUUGAAGAAAAUCAGGGCUGCGGGGUUGAAUACCGUGGAAACGUACGUUCCUUGGAAUUUACAUGAACCUAGGUCUGGUGAAUUUGAUUUUGGUGACAAGGAUAACGACAUGUCCGACUUCUUGAAUUUACAAGAAUUCCUGACUAUCGCCAAAGAAGAGGACCUCUUUGCUAUAGUCCGACCUGGACCUUACAUUUGCGCUGAAUUUGAGUCCGGAGGCUUCCCCAGCUGGCUGCUACGUGAAAACGACAUCGAUUUCCGAAAUUCCAAUCCAACUUAUAUGAAAUACGUAACCAGAUGGUUUAAUUUACUGCUGCCCAUUUUAGCCAUGUUUCAGUUCACGCGAGGUGGACCCAUUAUAGCGUUUCAAGUUGAAAAUGAAUAUGCGUUGUCUGGCAAGCAUGAUUUGGAUUAUUUACGGAAAUUGAGGCAGUUGAUGUUGGAUAAUGGAAUCAAAGAAUUGCUAGUAACAUCGGACAAUCCUCCCCGAGGUACAUUCGGAACCAUUCCAGAGCUAUUUUUCAUGACCGGAAACUUUAAUCAGAACGUCAAACCUCAACUAGACACGCUGAAGUCACUCCAACCAGGCAAACCAGUGAUGGUUAUGGAGUACUGGGCAGGAUGGUACGAUGCUUGGGGUAGCAGACACAGUAACUUCCCGCUUGAAACGUUCAAAGAAAACUACGAAAUUAUACUGUCCUAUCCGGCUUCAGUGAACAUCUACAUGUUCCAUGGUGGGACUAACUUUGGGUUUCUGAAUGGAGCGUCGAAUAAUAUAUUGUAUGACGAUAGAUAUUACUUCCGAGCAGUAACUACAAGUUACGAUUACCUUUCCCCACUGAACGAAGCUGGUAACUACACCGACAAAUAUUGGGCAGUCAAGGAACUUCUUCAGAAAUACAACAAGAUCAAAACUCUGUUGCCAGAACCGCCAGUACCUCAAGAGACGGAAAGUUACCCUGCAAUCGGCAUAGAACAGCAACUAUCUCUAGGUGAACUGUUAUCAUCUCUACCAAAUGUUACAUCCAAGGCAGUGCUACCAAUGGAAAAACUCGAUGUGAAUAACCAUAACGGUCAAAGUUACGGUUACAUAGUUUACAGGAAGACCAACGUAGAUAUACCAGCUAAUGGUACCUUGCUUAUAGAAGGAAGAGUUUUUGAUACUGUCAUGGUACUAGUCAAUGGUGUUUUGGUUUCACCGUGGUUGGAGAAGACCAGCGAUCUGAAUAGAUUCGGUUCAUAUCUAAGGGACUCCUCGGUCAUUUUAUCUUCAACAGCGUUAGAAAAAGCCACCAUUGAUAUCGUAGUAGAAAACUGGGGAAGAGUGAACAACGGCAUCUACAAACAGUACAAAGGGCUCUGGCAGGGUGGCGUCAAACUAAAUGAUGCUUACCUUUACGACUGGACCAUAUUUCCACUUGAAUUCCAGAAAAAAUGGACGAACAGCUUGAACAACUGGCAGACUUUCGAUGAUAAAACAGUUGGUCCUUGCUUGUUUAAAGCAAACCUUCAGAUAGCUGGCACACCAAAGGAUACGUUUGUUUAUAUGGAGAACUGGAAAAAAGGUAUUGUUAUUGUGAAUGGAUUUGUUUUAGGAAGAUACGCUCGACUGGGUCCAACACAAACCGUGUUUCUCCCUGCAACCCUUCUCAAGCAAGGUUCCAAUACUAUUUAUAUCUUUGAGCAUUUCAGACAUGCAUUGCAAGUAGAAUUCUCGAAAACGAUAGUGAACACGUUGCAUUAUCAAUAAAGAUAUUUUAGAAAA